AAUAAAUUCAGCUUUUUUGUGAUUAGGUUCCACUCCCACUCUCUCUCUCUCUCUCUCUGCUCGGCUCCUCUUGCGGCUAGGGUUUUUCUCUCUCUCCAUCCCCCAUCUCUCAAACCCCUAAAAGCAUCGAUCUUUCAGAUCCGUUUCAAUCCAGUAACUCGUAACCAUGUCAUGGAGGUCUCGGUGAGGUAGGGUCUCUCUCUCUCUGUCGUCUCUGACAGUAAAGAAUCUCAGGGGAAUUAGGUUUUCUGUGGUGGGUUUAAUCAGAAAAUGGCGACCAUGAACCCGUUUGAUUUGUUGGGCGACGAUGAUGCCGAGGACCCUUCGCUGCUGGUCGCGGCUCACCAGCAGAAGCUCGCUGCCGCACCCAAGAAAGCUCAGGCUCAGCCCAACAAGCCCGGUCUCGACGCCAAGCCCGCCAAGUUGCCUUCCAAGCCUGCCCCUCCUUCUCAGGCUGUGAGGGAUUCAAAGGAUGAAGCUGGUCGUGGAGGCCGUGGGGGUGGACGCGGAUAUGGCCGUGGCCGUGGCGGUGGUGGCUACAAUCGUGAUUCAGCCAAUAAUGAAAACAACAGUGGGUACAAUCGUGAAUCAGCCCCUGCUGGUCAGGGUGCUUUUGAGGAUGCACCUCCCAAAAGGCGUUUCUCUGGUGGGGAUGGUGAUGGAAGGCCAUCUGAAAGGCGUGGCUAUGGGGGAGAUGGAGAAGGGAGGACGACUGAAAGGCGUAGCUAUGGUGGACCACGCGGUUCUUACCACGGUGGUCGCCGCGGUGGUUUUGGGAAUGGGGAAGUUGGUGAUGAGGAGCGCCCGCGGAGGAUCCAUGAACGUCGUAGUGGGACUGGACGCGGAAAUGAACUCAAGCGUGAAGGUUCUGGUCGUGGAAACUGGGGAUCACAAACUGAUGAAUUUCCUGAGGGGACUGAAGACGGAGUCAAUGCAACUGAAAAAAUUUUGGGCGAAGAAAAGCCUGUGGGAGAGGUAGAUGCAGCAGAUGACAGCAAAGAGACCCCUGCCAAUGAACCUGAAGAAAAGGAACCUGAGGAGAAGGAAAUGACACUUGAAGAGUAUGAGAAGGUGCUUGAAGAGAAAAGGAAGGCCCUGCAGGCACUUAAGACUGAAGAAAGAAAGGUUGAUACUAAGGAAUUUGAAUCACUGCAACAGCUUUCAAACAAGAAAGGGAAUGAUGAUAUCUUCAUUAAAUUGGGAUCUGACAAGGAUAAGAAGAAAGAGUCUGCUGAGAAGGAAGAAAAAGCCAAAAAGUCUGUCAGCAUCAAUGAGUUCUUGAAGCCAGCAGAAGGAGAAAGGUUCUCUUACCCAUCUCGUGGCCGUGGCCGUGGUCGUGGUUCCAGGGGAGGGUUUAGCAGCAACUACUCCCAAAGCAGUGUGGAAGCCCCACCAAUUGAAGAUCCUUCUCACUUCCCAACCUUGGGUGGCAAGUGAGAUUGUGACGGGGACACCUACAGUCUCAAUGACAUUUGGUUCAUUUCUUUCAUCUGAAGCAGGAAAUUGACUAGAAUAAUUGGAUUUCCUGUCUUAAUUUUUUUGUUAGAAAAAUUUAUGACUUAAAUUGUAAAUUUCAGUCGCGGUUCAUAUGUUCCCAUGUAGUUUGAUUUUCUUUUUUUCCCCCUUUAUGCUUGUUUUUAUGACAUUUGGGUCAUAUGGAAGGGACUUAUUUGUGACCAGGCGGACAUCCUUUGAUCAGUUUUAGUUAGACUAGUUUUCUCCUUU
Molecule: messenger RNA, 1725 nt
Organism: Rosa chinensis
Lineage: Eukaryota; Viridiplantae; Streptophyta; Magnoliopsida; Rosales; Rosaceae
Product: RGG repeats nuclear RNA binding protein A
Exons: 7
Coding region: 271-1437 (388 amino acids)
Cellular component (GO): cytoplasm; nucleus
Molecular function (GO): RNA binding
Source: RefSeq, a predicted model, not a curated record